UCACAUGUCAAUUAUAGGUUAUAGGUUUGAAAUUUCAAUUUUCCCCAAAAGUGUAAACAAAACGUUAUUUUAUAAACGUGAACUUCAAUCAAAAUGAGAAUUUUUUGAUGAAAAUUCCAAGUGUUAAAAAAAUAGGUUCCACGUUAUUUAACCGAUAUUUCCGGUUCUUUAAUUUUUGUUGAAUUAGUGAUUAAUUAUGGAUAGCGAAGAAGAUACAAUCAACGAUUCUUUUGAAGAUGAUGAAAUGACUCAGAAUGAACCCAUUGAAACAGAUCAAUUCAAAAUAAUGUUAGCUACCGAUAUUCACUUAGGCUACAAAGAAAAUGAUUCUAUUAGAGGAGAAGACACUUUCAAUACAUUCGAAGAAAUAUUGAAAAUAGCUAUUGCUGCAAAAGUUGAUUUUAUUCUAUUAGGGGGUGAUUUGUUUCAUGAUACAAAACCUAGUCCUUCUUGUUUCAAUAAAUGUAUAAGGUUGCUCAGAAAAUAUUGCUUAGGGGAUAAUCCAGUCAGUAUAGAAAUAUUGUCCGAUCAACAAAUCAAUUUUGAUCAUACUUUGAAUAAACAGGUUAAUUAUGAGGAUCCUAACUUAAAUGUGGGAAUCCCUGUUUUUUCAAUUCAUGGCAAUCAUGAUGAUCCUACUGGUAGGAACCAUGUAUCUGCCAUGGAUCUUUUAGCAUCCUCUGGCUUAGUGAAUUAUUUCGGUCGAUGGCAGGAUCUUACUCGGGUUGAAAUCAACCCAAUUCUAAUGAGAAAAGGAAGAAGUUUAUUGGCUCUCUACGGUUUAUCACAUAUUUCAGACCAGCGGUUGGGAAGGCUCUUUCUUGAAAAAAAGGUCUCAAUAGCUAAGCCUGAUAAUUUCAACAAUCAGGAAUUCUUCAAUUUAUUGGUAUUACAUCAAAAUAGAGCCCCAAGAGGCCCUAAAAAUUUCAUACCUGCCGACGCAAUUCCCAAAGAUAUCGAUUUAGUUAUGUGGGGACAUGAACAUGACUGCAGAAUAACGCCUGAAAAAGUAGGUGAAGUUUUUAUAACACAACCAGGUAGUUCUGUUGCAACAUCAUUGGCUGCAGGAGAAGCGUUAACCAAGAAAGUGGGUAUCUUGAGGAUUCACAAGAAACAAUUCAAGAUUGAUGAAAUUGAACUUCGGACUGUUCGUCCGUUCAUAUUUGAAGAUCUUUUACUUGAUUUUCCUGAAGUUCCUAUGCAAGAUCAAUUGGAAAAAUGUAAAAAGGUGAUAAGUAUGCACGUUGAACAAAUGAUCGAAAAGGCAGCACAGUUAAACCGCAUCCCAGAAGGUAUCUUACCACUUAUCCGAUUAAGAGCUCAUUACAAGCAUGAAGAUCAACUUUUCAAUGCGAUCAAAUUCAGUCAGCAAUUUGUGGGAAGGGUUGCAAAUCCUGAAGAUAUCCUGAAAUUUAUUAGUGUAUCUGGUGCCAAAAGGCAAACCACACUCUUUGAUAAGGAUCUUGAUGAAGAUAUUCGUUUCAAUCCAAAUAUUCGUAGGGUUGAAGAUAUCAUAUUGAAAUAUUUUGUUAAAAAUGAAAUGACUGUUCUUUCUGCAAAGGGUUUAACAGAUGGUGUAAUGAAAUAUAUUGAUACUGAUGAUAAUGAGGCUCCUCUGCAGAUAAUAGAUCACCAGUUUGAGAAAACGUUGAAGAAAAUGAAAGAACUUGAUCCUGAAGAAGAUGAAAUCGAAAGCUGUUUGGAAAACUUGCGACAAAUGAGGGGAGAUCAGGAUGAAGAUGAAGAGGUGAAAAAUAUCUUAAGCAGGAGGGCGGUGAAUAAAUCAUUGGAUAGUGAUGAUGAUGCCGUUAGUAUAAUCAUUGAUGAUGAUGAUGAUGCUGAUGCAUCUAGAGCAGUUGCUGCAACUUCACGUCCUGCUAGAGGUAGAGGUUCAAGGGGAGGUAGAGGAUCAAGAAAUACGAGAGGAGGAACCAGGGGCAGAGGUAAAGCUAAAGAAAAGGCCUGAAUAUUUUAUUCCAUGUCCCUAACAUUUUUCAUGUUUUGGUGAUGUCUUUUGCAUUGUUAUUUUUUAUGAAUUGUUGUCUUCUAUCAUGUUAUAUACAAAUAAAACAUUCCAUAUUUUAAAA
Messenger RNA from Coccinella septempunctata (seven-spotted ladybird), 2087 nucleotides. RefSeq names its product double-strand break repair protein MRE11 (gene mre11). NCBI's taxonomy places the organism in Eukaryota, Metazoa, Arthropoda, Insecta, Coleoptera, Coccinellidae. Gene Ontology annotation, biological process: mitotic intra-S DNA damage checkpoint signaling; double-strand break repair via nonhomologous end joining; telomere maintenance. The record is from RefSeq and is a predicted model, not a curated record. Gene Ontology annotation, molecular function: DNA endonuclease activity; manganese ion binding; 3'-5'-DNA exonuclease activity. The transcript has 9 exons. Gene Ontology annotation, cellular component: Mre11 complex; nucleus. Bases 197 to 1966 code for a protein of 589 amino acids.